Fomitiporia mediterranea MF3/22 is the source of this 195-nucleotide messenger RNA. RefSeq lists its product as uncharacterized. Bases 1 to 195 code for a protein of 64 amino acids. The transcript is spliced from 2 exons. NCBI's taxonomy places the organism in Eukaryota, Fungi, Basidiomycota, Agaricomycetes, Hymenochaetales, Hymenochaetaceae. The record is from RefSeq and is a predicted model, not a curated record.
AUGGAGUCGAACGUUGGCAGUGUAACCGCGGUUACUGCGGUUACCCACAGGCUAGGGACUGGUGCGGAUGGGUCUAUCCGCGAAACCGCACCGCGGAUAAGCAUUUCCACGGAUAACUUAUCCGCGGAUGAAAUUCCCACGGAUACCGCAGUUUCUGCGUAUCCACAAAAAACAGCCGGAAAUUUGCGGGACUAA